CGGGGCAAGACAGACUACUUCCAAGAAAGAACGAAAAAAAAACCACAUACACACAAACACUCUCAGGCCAAUAUUUUUCGGAACGUACACCACAUUGCUGGAUCUUGCGCAUGGGGCAGAUUUCCACGGAAGCUAACUACAUGUUUUUUAGAAGAAGAUUCAUUUAGCUCUGGUUUCGCUCGCGACGAAUCGCCCGCUGGAUUCUUAUUUAACGUUACUUAUUAGUUUUACAGUUCUCAAAUAAGCGAGUCGUGGUUUGAACCGUUUCUACUUGCUGGAAAGGUGAAUACAUUUCCUGCUUCGUUUAAGAACUUUUCUCGUUAAGCAGAACUGAACGUGUGCUCUUAAAAUGUCAAAACCUUUAGACCACAUAAAAAGACCCAUGAAUGCUUUCAUGGUUUGGUCUCGGGGCCAGCGGAGAAAAAUGGCACAGGACAAUCCCAAAAUGCACAACUCGGAAAUCAGCAAACGACUUGGCGCCGAGUGGAAACUCCUGUCAGAAUCUGAAAAGCGACCUUACAUAGACGAGGCGAAGAGACUGAGAGCGCAGCACAUGAAAGAACACCCAGACUACAAGUACAGACCCAGGCGAAAGCCUAAGAAUUUGCUGAAGAAAGACAGGUACGUCUUUCCGCUGCCAUACCUCGGGGACACGGACCAUUUGAAGGGAUUUUCAGCGGACUCUCUUUUGGCUUCGUCGGAAAAAGCCAGAGCGUUCCUGCCGCCGACAUCUGCGCCGUACUCUUUCCUCGACCCGAGCCAGUUCAGCUCCAGCGCGCUUCAGAAGAUGACUGAGAUGCCCCACGCGCUGACCGCCGGCACUUUGCCAUACGCCUCUUCUCUGGGAUACCAGAAUGGCGCUUUUGGUAGCUUGAGCUGCCCUAGCCAGCACACCCACACUCACCCAUCACCCACGAAUCCUGGCUACGUCGUGCCCUGUAACUGCACUGCCUGGUCAGCGUCGAGUUUACAGCCCCCUGUUGCCUACAUACUUUUCCCAGGUAUGACCAAGUCUGGAAUAGACCCCUACUCAUCAACACAUGCCGCUGCUAUAUAAAAAAGAAAAUGCAAACAGACUAAUUAUUUCUAAAACUUGAAUGCAAGCAAUGCAUGUGUGUACCAGACAGCGCCGGAAAAAAUGGAGUGAUCCGAAAUUAACCGACGCAAUGGACUGUGGCGAAGGAAGAAUAUAAACUUUUUGCCACAGCGAUAGAACGUUUCUACAGUGACCUCAGCACGGAACUUGGGAUAACUGUAAGGCAGGUGCCCUGUGAACUGUAAGAAUUGUAAAUGUUAAACGUUUAUUGAUGGCUACCCGAGUAAAAGGUGGCCUUUAAGUUUAUUUAUUAUGUACAAUUUAUUGCUAUAAUCACUGUUUUUAUUUUAAUGACUCAGCUGAAUUCGAAAAAGAACCAAGACAAUUUUGAUUUGCACAACUAAGUACUUUUUGCUGUAAUACAAUUACAAAACUCUUAAAGUAAAAGCUUAAAGUACAAAUCAGGAACUAAAUAUGAAUACGCGGUAUGUGUUUAUAUUUAAUGGAAUAGGCACGUGCAAUUGGCUUGUUUGUAAAAAAAAAAAAAAAAAGAUACAGUAGUUAUUUUAUUGUUAUAUUCUGUUUUGGAUUUUGCAUUUCCUAGUGUGGUUCAGUGGUAUAUGUCACCCAUUCAUUUAUUUCAUGAAGCACUUCAGUUCUGAAUCCAGGCAGUUAAUACUGUAUUUUAUCCAAUAUGGUUUAAGCCUGUUUAAUUAUGUCAUGGAAAGAAAAAUGUAACCAGACUGGCGUUACCUCGUUAUUUGUUUAUUUGGCGGGAGAAAACGUUUUGAAUAAAGACAAUCUGUCUUCAAAAAUA
Conger conger (European conger) is the source of this 1853-nucleotide messenger RNA. RefSeq names its product transcription factor Sox-14. Gene Ontology annotation, biological process: cell differentiation; positive regulation of transcription by RNA polymerase II; negative regulation of transcription by RNA polymerase II. Gene Ontology annotation, molecular function: DNA-binding transcription factor activity, RNA polymerase II-specific; RNA polymerase II cis-regulatory region sequence-specific DNA binding. NCBI's taxonomy places the organism in Eukaryota, Metazoa, Chordata, Actinopteri, Anguilliformes, Congridae. Bases 350 to 1057 code for a protein of 235 amino acids. The transcript has a single exon. The record is from RefSeq and is a predicted model, not a curated record.